Prunus persica (peach) is the source of this 1869-nucleotide messenger RNA. RefSeq names its product phosphatidate cytidylyltransferase 1. Gene Ontology annotation, cellular component: endoplasmic reticulum membrane. Lineage: Eukaryota; Viridiplantae; Streptophyta; Magnoliopsida; Rosales; Rosaceae. The transcript is spliced from 12 exons. The record is from RefSeq and is a predicted model, not a curated record. Gene Ontology annotation, molecular function: phosphatidate cytidylyltransferase activity. The coding region runs from base 261 to 1538 and encodes 425 amino acids.
AUUGUUGAAUUUCGAGAUUAUUUUCGUUGUUUCCUUCUCUCUUCUUCCAGAAAACCAGUAACGAGAAGGACACUUUCACUCUAUCUCCCUCUAUCUCUCUCUCCAUUAUUCGUGCGUGUUCGCCUCCUUCUCCUCUAUUGGGCUUCCUCGCCUCUCUUUCACUCUGUCACUUCCCAGAACCAAGGAAACGAGGUGACGAUCAUUUUGCGUCAGAUACAUGUAUGUUUUAACCUAUUGAGCAAAAGUAAGUUAGAACAGUCAUGCAAAGAGAUAAUGGUACCGGAAGCCCAUCAGCCCCAAGGUCCCCAACUGCUCGACUUCGGCAUCGUAGACGCUCAGCUGAGGCUCUCCCGGAUGUUGGUAAAACAAAUGGAGGCAAUUUACUUGUUAAUGACCGUAAUAAAUACAGGUCAAUGUUGAUUCGUGCAUACUCUUCUGUUUGGAUGAUCGGAGGGUUUGCACUGAUUAUAUAUCUGGGCCAUCUCUGUAUCACUGCCAUGGUGGUGGUUAUCCAAAUCUUUAUGGCAAAGGAGCUGUUUAAUCUACUCAGGAAAGCUCAUGAAGAUAGGCACCUCCCAGGAUUCAGGCUGUUAAAUUGGCACUUUUUCUUCACUGCAAUGCUGUUUGUUUACGGUCGCAUACUCAGUCAACGGCUUGUCAACACUGUAACUUCAGAUAAAUUUUUAUAUCAGCUUGUGAGCAGUCUUAUCAAGUAUCAUAUGGUCGUCUGUUAUUUCUUGUACAUUGCAGGUUUUAUGUGGUUCAUUCUUACAUUGAAGAAGAAGAUGUACAAGUAUCAAUUUGGCCAGUAUGCAUGGACGCACAUGAUUCUAAUUACAGUGUUUACACAGUCAUCUUUCUUUGUAGCCAACAUUUUUGAAGGAAUUUUCUGGUUUCUUCUUCCAGCAUCACUUAUAGUAAUCAAUGACAUUGCUGCUUAUAUCUGCGGUUUCUUCUUUGGAAAAACCCCUCUGAUCAAGAUAUCUCCAAAGAAAACUUGGGAGGGAUUCAUUGGAGCAUCUAUUACAACUAUAAUAUCAGCAUUUUUGCUUGCAAAUAUCAUGGGUCGUUUCCAGUGGCUAACAUGUCCGAGAAAGGAUUUAUCAACUGGUUGGCUUGAUUGUGAUCCUGGUCCAUUGUUUAAGCCAGAAUAUUAUACCUUUCCAGAAUGGCUCCAACCAUGGUUUCCUUGGAAAGGGAUCUCGAUUUUGCCAGUUCAAUGGCAUGCUCUAUGUCUUGGGUUGUUUUCAUCAAUAAUAGCACCUUUCGGAGGUUUCUUUGCAAGUGGUUUCAAAAGAGCUUUUAAAGUCAAGGAUUUUGGAGACAGUAUCCCUGGACAUGGUGGAAUCACAGACAGAAUGGAUUGCCAGAUGGUAAUGGCUAUAUUUGCUUACAUCUAUCAUCAGUCGUUUAUUGUGCCUCAAAGCCUCUCAGUUGAAAUGAUCAUAGACCAGAUUUUGAUGAACCUCACCGUUGAGCAGCAGCAAGUUCUCUUUGAGAGGCUUAAACAAGUGUUACAGGAUAGGCUGGUUGGAUAAUCGUGUGAAUAACCUGUAUUUGUGUCAUCACUCCUCUCCCUUGCAUGUUUGUACAUGUUGGCACAGAGAGGGAACCCAAAAAAAAAAAAAUUAUAUUUUGUAAAUGGUGGUGUUCUGUUUUCGUAGAGCAACCCCAUUAGGUUGGAGGCAUUCUUCUGUGCGCAAACCCUGUAUAGUGUCUCUUUGUCUUUUAAUAUACAUGAACUCUAGAUGGAAGUGACCCUUCUUUUUCUCCCUCCCUCCCUCCCUCCCUCCCUCCCUUUGAUGCGCCUUUUGAUGGAUUGAUUAUUAGUUUAUAUGCCCACUGCAAAAAUGGGUGUUUUAUGACCAA